UGUUAGCGCCGCUCUUUUCCCGGUUCGUUUAAGUUUUAUGACAAGGCUGGAUGAACAACUCGCUGCAAGGUUAAAGUUUCAAUUCAUUUCACUGUAAACUUAUAUUUGUAUGUUACCAUUACAAUACACGUUCGGGCGUCUACUAUUCCUGUUUGCUAAUUUAUUAUUCAGGCUUCAAAUCUUGCGCAUGCUCAGUCUUCAGGGGGCAUUGAGUAACUUAUCUUGCUGAGAUAAGUUCAACAGAGUGCUGUCAGUUUUAAAAGCUGCCAGGAAACGAGCUGCAGUGAAGGAGAAGCUGAAGCUUUCAGUUAGAGGGACUUUUCCAGAGUUUUGGGUUGUUUGACGGACACACAUUAACUUUGGUAAAAAAGAUGAAGCUCGGUGGAGUAUGUGUGUUCCUUUUUUUGAUUGUGGGGGCCUGGGGUGACACACCAGCCAACUGCACCUAUGAGGACCUGCUGGGGACCUGGGUGUUCCAGGUCUCCAAGGGGGGACACGACCAGACCAUCAACUGCUCUGCUGAAGCUACAGGUGAGCGCUCGGUGACUGUGACCCUGGAGAAACUGUCUGUAGCCACAGACGAGCUGGGGAACACCGGCUUCUUCACCCUCAUCUACAACCAGGGUUUUGAGGUGGUCAUCGGAGGCUACAAGUGGUUUGGCUUCUUCAAGUACUCCCAGAAAGGCUCUGAAGUGACCAGCUACUGUGACCAGACCCUGCCUGGGUGGGUGCAUGACGUCCUGGGCAACAACUGGGGCUGUUUUGUUGGGAAGAAGGUGAAGUCAGUGCCGCUCCGGACAGACUACAAGCCCGUCCCGAACAUCAGGUUGCUCCAGAAGCCGUACAAACACAACCAGGACUUUAUCCAUUUAAUCAACUCUGUGCAAAAGUCCUGGAGGGCUGCGCCCCACCCCGAGCACGAGAUGUACACUUUACAGGAGCUGCACUACAGAGCGGGGGGGCCCGCCUCUCGAGUCCCUGUGCGUGUCCGCCCUGCACCUGUGACUGCCGACUUGGCCAAGGUGGCUGCAGCUCUGCCUGAGAGCUGGGACUGGAGAAACGUUGGUGGUGUGAACUUUGUUAGUCCUGUGAGAAACCAAGCGGCAUGCGGCAGCUGCUACUCCUUUGCCACCAUGGGAAUGCUGGAGGCGCGUGUUCGAGUCCUGACAAACAACAGCCAGACUCCUGUUUUCAGUCCUCAGCAAGUGGUGUCCUGCUCUGAAUACUCUCAAGGUUGUGAUGGAGGGUUCCCAUACCUGAUAGGGAAGUAUUCUCAGGAUUUUGGGAUUGUGGAGGAGUCGUGCUUUCCAUAUAUUGCCAAAGAUUCUCCGUGCGGUGUUCCUCAAAACUGUGGGCGCGCGUACACAGCCGAGUACAAGUACGUGGGUGGGUUUUAUGGCGGCUGCAGUGAGAUGGCCAUGAUGAAGGAGCUGGUCCACCAUGGGCCCAUGGCAGUCGCCUUUGAGGUCUACCCUGACUUCAUGCACUAUGCCGGGGGCAUCUACCACCACACAGGCCUGGCUGACCCCUUCAAUCCCUUCGAGCUGACCAACCAUGCUGUGCUGUUGGUGGGCUACGGUCGCUGCCACAAGACUGGGGAGAAAUACUGGAUCGUCAAGAACAGCUGGGGAACCAGCUGGGGAGAGAACGGCUUCUUCCGUAUCCGCAGAGGAAGUGACGAGUGCUCCAUCGAGAGCAUCGCCGUUGCAGCCACGCCCAUCCCAAAACUGUAGAAGUUAAAAAGUCAUCUGGUUUGACUUCAUGUGCUGCUUGAGGAUUUUCAGAAUUAGGUUGUUUGCUUUUCUCACUCAUCCAUCAAAGGGAGUAAAAAUUGCACGCUAACAGGAAAGUGACAGAUUUCACAUUUCUUGUUCAUCCAAAUUUUUUUAAUCAGAAACUUUUGAGUUUUAUUUUAAUUUUUAGAUUUUUUAUCAGUGUUCACAUGCUGAAUGUUUGCAGUCGUGAUAAAAAUAGGUACACAGUAACUGGUUAACUAAAGAAGUGCCACAAACUAAACGUUUACGUGACGUAAAAGGGACUCGGAGAGACUUCCAAUGAUGCGAUAUUUCUCUGGAUUAGCUUUUAAAGCUGAGCCUUCAUCAUCGUUUUUGGUUUGAUGUUUGCUGAUUAAACCAAUCACUUGUGUGUCGAAUCAAGCUGUAACUGCCUGUGCCAACUUAAAUCAGAGCAGAUUGGAACAAGCUUCAACACUUGAAGGGAACUGAAGAGUCUGUGUUUGAUUGUCAUUGAACAAAUUAGACCCUUUUUUCUUUCUCAGGAAGACAAAGUAGAGAAUUUGCUCCAUCUGCCCUUGUUGACACCGCGGCUGCCACAAAUGUCUGCUCCUCAGGAGAAUUCAGGGAGAAUGUCUCAUGGGAUGAGAAGAUUUUAUUUUUUAUUUCGUGUCAUUUUUUUAAGAUUCAUGUACUAAAAAGAUUCAACUGAUGUGUGGCGUGUUGUGAAUGUUUCUUACAAAAUCCCUUAUGAUUUUACUUUUCUUUUAGCAGAUUUCUUUUUAAUGGUUAUAAUAUUUUAACGGCAAAAAAGAAUAUUUUUUUCUUAUAGUGAGGUUCUUAAUGGAAGAAUCUGAAAACAUUUGAAACUUUUAAAACGUUGUGUGCAGACUUGGCUGCAGUCUUAUAUAAUUUUCUCCAUAAAAAGAGAUGAAAAUAAAAAACUGCUGUAAAAAAAAAA
This is a messenger RNA of Oryzias latipes (Japanese medaka), 2694 nucleotides long. RefSeq names its product cathepsin C (gene ctsc). Lineage: Eukaryota; Metazoa; Chordata; Actinopteri; Beloniformes; Adrianichthyidae. Gene Ontology annotation, biological process: proteolysis. The record is from RefSeq and is a predicted model, not a curated record. Gene Ontology annotation, molecular function: cysteine-type peptidase activity.